Molecule: messenger RNA, 1794 nt
Organism: Trichoplusia ni (cabbage looper)
Lineage: Eukaryota; Metazoa; Arthropoda; Insecta; Lepidoptera; Noctuidae
Exons: 1
Coding region: 555-1745 (396 amino acids)
Molecular function (GO): peptidase inhibitor activity
Source: RefSeq, a predicted model, not a curated record
UCUAAGAAACCGAUGCUUUCUACAAUAUGUCUAAAUACUGUUUCUUUCCAGAUUACCUACAACAUCCAGUGAAGUCAUGUCACAUAGGAGAUGUCGUUGAAAAUGAAUGUAACAAAUGUUUAUGCACGUCGAAGACUGUUUUUGAAUGUAACCCCGUCGAUUGCAAUAGAAACAAAAGUACGUAGCAAACUAACGACAACUUAUCCAUCAGACUGCAUGAACAUUUUAUAUGAAAGAGUAACCUAAAGACUUAACUUCACUUUUUUUCAGAUCAAAAAGAAGUAGAAUCAUCGAAACAACUAUGCUAUCCAAACCAACUUUACGUGCAAAACUUGAUAACCUGUAUUUGCACAAAGGACGGUAGAUGGCCUCACAAAAGUUGCCAGGAAACAUUCCAGUCGUUACCGCCAAGCAACGUGGUGAAAUACAAGUGUACCCCAGACACAUACGUCGUGAUCGACUGUAACGUCUGCCGGUGCGGGCCCGACGGAGAAAUCAUCGGCGACCGCUGUACGAGAAAUGCUUGCGAAGAUGACAACAAACGGAGAAUCAACAUGGGACCCAACAGCGUCUACAGCAGCUGCGAAAUCAAAAACUGGUACUCAUUAGCUCCCUGCCAAUUCUGCUUCUGCGUCAACCAAAAUAAACUUGUAUGCAACACAGGAAACUAUUACUCCAAAAAACUUGAACUUGGCUCUUAUAAUUUAAGAGUGUGCGGCAAAGACCUUAUAAGAGAAGCUAUAGAGCUCAUACCUGAUAACCAAAGGGUAUUGAGAUACGGUUACGCAGAAAAUGCAACAACCUUACCGGAAAGUAAAAACCGAGCCGUAACUGCAACGACCGAUAUGGUGAUACGCUUGCGAGAAGAUCAACAAUACGGGAUUGAAGUAAAUCGAGAAGGCAAUGAAAAUAAAACCCAAGCGCUUGGUCAGGACCAAGGCCAAGACCAAAACCAAGACCAAGGCCAAGACCAGGGCCCAGAUCAGGGACCAGACCAGGGAACAGACCAAGGCCCAGACCAAGGUCCAGAUCAGGGCCAAGACCAGCGCCAAGACCAGCGCCAAGCUCCAGCCCAAGCCAACGCAGUAGCCCAAGCUCCAACAGUCCAAGCUCAAAUGCCUCCGCCUCUUGUAGAUGAAAACAGCAGCUACGACAGAGAGGAAUAUUACUCGGAUUCAGAAGAAGUACCAAAGCAAGGAACAUCUAUUACAUCAGCUCCGACGGAAGCAACAACUGCAGCUGCUGCAAAAGAAACUGAAAAGGAAGAACAAGAAGAAUUGAGGGGCGCGAGCACAAUGUUCCCGUUCGAGGAAGGCGAUGAGAUGCUUAAUGAGAGUAAAAUGGAUAACACUGAUGAAGAUAAUGAUGAAGAUUCUAACGAAAUUGACGUUGAAAUGGGCCAGAACAGUACUCCCCCUGGAACACCUCAAAAUGGGCUGCAAUACAACAUGCACGCACUUAACGACGAAAACCAGAAACAGUUGAACGCUGAGCUUCAACAGAUGGCUCGGGAAGGGAAGUCGGGAGAGUCCUACCAGUACGUCGGCAAUACGUUGAAGAUUAACCUCCCUAAAGUACUGAACAAAGUAUUCCAACUCGCUCUGAGGAAGUCGAUGGUGUCUAUCAGCAACGAAACGAAGUGCGUUCCCGGCACCACGAAUAUGAAUGACUGUAACAUGUGCUUCUGUUUGAAGAAUAGCAAACUGCUCUGUACUAAUAACAGUUGUAAAGAUAAAGCGCAAUAAAGCUUUACUUCUUUUUGAUCCUUUCCUGAAUACUCGAACAUAAAAUUUG